AUGGCUACCAAGCGAGUUUUGCGUGCGUGCAAAUUACAAGGGCUAUCGGUUCACGCCAACGCGCUCAAGCGAAUUACUGAGGAACUCAACAAUGAUUCGUCGCUAGAGCUGGACGACAUCAUUUACGCCAUUAAGAACAAUAUUGAUCGUAGCAAAUUGACGUCGUCAGUAGUGACGCUUGAGGCUUUGGAGAGUGCAUUAGACACGCUUUUGGCUGUGUCUGCUGAAAAUGAUUAUGAAAGAAUUCAAGUGUUUGGCGCCUUUGACACGCCAAAGCUGCACUAUAACUACCACAACAACUUAUACGAGCUGAAAGGAAACACUCAUUUUGAACUCCAUGCUGGCCCAGAGUCGAGAAUUCAACUCCUCAGAAACCGAUUUAUGUCAAUAGAUCUCCGUGUCAAGCGAAAUCGAUUAUUUGCGCCCCCAUCAGCCGCGGUGGCGAAUACGGCCGAGUACAUAGAGCUAUCGCGAAUUGAAUCCUUAUUAGGUACUAGUGGAGUACGACGUGUGAUAGGCAUGUUGGGUCAGGAUGAACGCAAGCGCUAUUACUUGGAGGAUUUCACGUCGCGAAUUGUCAUUGACCUCUCGGAUGCAACUUAUACGGAUGGUCUUUUUACCAUCAAUUGCGUGGUAUUAGUUGAAGGUGAAGUUGUGGACGAUGUGCUGCACGUUCAGUCAAUGGGAUUUCCACCUCCAGAGACCAAGCAAGCGUCUUUGGAAGUCUUAGGUGGUCUUGAUCCCCUUGCUGUAGAAGUGUCAGCUGAACAAUUGGAGCAGAUUCGACAUUUGGAAGCCAAUGACCACCAUGCUACUUUUAUCGUACUGUCCAGUGUACAUUUGGAUGAUCCACAAGUCAUGAGCAAGCUGGACGUGCUCUUUCAAGGAUUAAAUACUAUUCAGCCAACGCUCUUCAUUCUAAUGGGUGAUUUUAUGUCUACGUCAAUCGGUCGAGGGGUGGGAUCCAACUCGCUGCUGGAUUUACGUGAGUAUUUAGAAGAGUUCGGCAACCUCAUUCUAAAAUAUUCUGGCAUUGCCGAAAAUUCGCGUUUUAUUCUGGUCCCUGGGCCAAACGAUCCAGGAUCUUCACGUGCGUUUCCGCGUCACCCGCUUCCUGAUUUAUGUACACGCGAGCUCAUUCGCAAAGUACCAAAUAUCACUUGUAGUACCAAUCCGUGCCGGAUCCGCUACUACACUCAAGAUAUUGUCAUUUUCCGCGACAAUCUUCAACAAAAAAUGCAGCGGCAUGCUAUCCUGCCCCAUAGACCAAGUGAACAUGAAAAAGCGGUGCCGAGUGAAGAUGUUGAAUCUGUCUGCUCCGUCUCUGAGAUAGACAUUUCCAAACAUUUGGCUAAGACUCUCAUCGACCAAGCACAUUUGUGCCCCAUGCAGCUGAUGGUGAAUCCAAUACUAUGGGACUUUGACUCCUCACUUCAACUUUUCCCGGUACCAGACAUUUUGAUCUUGGGUGAUUCGACGGAGCAAUUCCAGCUUGGCUAUUCGUCUGUAGGUGUCUUUCAUCCGGGACGCUUCCACACUGACCACUCGUUCGUGCUUUAUCGCCCGAGCACAAAUACUACCGAAUUCAGUCGCGUGGAGUAG
Messenger RNA from Plasmopara halstedii, 1602 nucleotides. RefSeq names its product dna polymerase epsilon. The transcript is spliced from 7 exons. Gene Ontology annotation, cellular component: epsilon DNA polymerase complex. The record is from RefSeq and is a predicted model, not a curated record. Gene Ontology annotation, molecular function: DNA binding. Gene Ontology annotation, biological process: DNA-templated DNA replication; error-prone translesion synthesis. NCBI's taxonomy places the organism in Eukaryota, Oomycota, Peronosporomycetes, Peronosporales, Peronosporaceae. The coding region runs from base 1 to 1602 and encodes 533 amino acids.